This is a messenger RNA of Brachypodium distachyon (stiff brome), 998 nucleotides long. Its product is annotated as transcription factor bHLH162. Gene Ontology annotation, cellular component: RNA polymerase II transcription regulator complex. The coding region runs from base 299 to 937 and encodes 212 amino acids. Gene Ontology annotation, biological process: regulation of transcription by RNA polymerase II. The record is from RefSeq and is a predicted model, not a curated record. Gene Ontology annotation, molecular function: DNA-binding transcription factor activity, RNA polymerase II-specific; RNA polymerase II transcription regulatory region sequence-specific DNA binding; protein dimerization activity. Lineage: Eukaryota; Viridiplantae; Streptophyta; Magnoliopsida; Poales; Poaceae. The transcript is spliced from 3 exons.
AACCAGCCCAAUCAUACACAAAUAACCCAACACACAUUUGUUCUUCUUAUUCUUCCUUUACUCCUUUUCUCUCCAGAACAUUCCCAGAUAUUUGCUUUCCUUUGCACUCCCAUGGAGAACGAUUCCCAGCUAGCUAGAGCUAGCGGCCGCGCCGAGCUAUGUUCUUGAACUGUAUUAAUUUCCUUUUAUUCUUGGUUGCAUUUUCCCAUCCAGACCAGGACUCCUAUAUAUAGUUCUAGCUAGCAUCGAUCUCUUUCUCGAUCCUUCUACGUACGUACGUCGAGAGAGUUAUACAUCAAUGGAGGAGGUGAAGGGGAAUAAGGGGAAGGGUGUGAGGAGGAGCAGGGCGAAGAGCACCGGCGGCAUGACGGCGGCGGCGGAGAGGAAGGAGAUCGAGAGAGAGAGAAGGCAGCACAUGAAGGGCCUCUGCCUCAAGCUCGCAUCCCUCAUCCCAAAAGAAAACUACUCCUCCACGGAUACAAUGACCCAGCUGGACAGCCUUGACGAAGCAGCCUCGUACAUCAAGAAGCUUAAGGACAGAGUGGACGAGCUGCAGCAGAAGAAGAGCUCUGCACAGGCCAUUGCUAGCUUAAGAUCAGGAGUAGGCCAAUCCUCAAAGAUGGGCGUGUUUUCAGAGUUAGAAGUAGAGAAAGCCGGGGAGAGGUUAUCGGCUUCAGUUCCGGUGGUGCAGGUACGGCACCAUGAUGAUUCGAGCAUGGAUGUGGUGUUGCUAUGUAGUGCGAAGAGGCCGAUAAAGUUCCACGAGGUGAUCACCAUCCUUGAGGAAGAAGGCGCUGAGGUUGUCAAUGCUAACUACUCUAUCAGUGGCGACAAAGUCUUCUACACCAUACACUGCAGGGCCUUCAGCUCAAGAAUUGGCAUAGAGGUUUCAAGGGUUUCCGAAAGACUGAGCAUUCUUAUGAAGUUUGUGAACUGAAGUAUAUAAUACGAGAGUGUACAACUCACAAAAUAUAAUAAAAUUCUCGAAUUGGCAUGUC